Messenger RNA from Rubroshorea leprosula, 1286 nucleotides. Lineage: Eukaryota; Viridiplantae; Streptophyta; Magnoliopsida; Malvales; Dipterocarpaceae. The record is from the annotation of a GenBank genome assembly.
GUUCCUCGAACCCAGCACGCCUGGGUUUGAAGGUACCCAGGCUUGGGUUCCUUGAACCCAGGCGUGCGUGCUCUGUACUCUCUUAUCUCUCUCUCCGCCUCUGAUCGAUGUAAGUAUAAAAUCCUCAUCUUUGGUUUUCUGUUUGUUUGCUGAGAAAGUAGAUUGGAAAAUCAGAGAAAUUGCUGACUCGGGUAUUUUAGUGUUUGAAAUUUCAUAUUUGAUAGUGAUAGUAUAGUCAUCUAACUCCUUGUCUGCUUAAGUCUUAUGUCUGUAGUCAAGACAUCUACUUGUUUUGCUGUUUCUAACUCGGGAGCUGAGCUCAUUGAUGCUGUUCUUGAUGUUGUGAGAAAGGAGGCAGAGAACUGUGAUUUGUCCCAGGCGCUGGUGCUGGGUUCCUUUGAACCCAGGUACGAGCUUUCGGAGGUAAAUGAAGUGAAACCUCAUUGUAAAUGCACCAAAUCAGACGUUCUUCUUCACUCCGUAUCUGCAUUCGGGAUUGACCUGCAAAGCCCCGAGAUGGAUCUCGGGGUAGACACUCCGAUGCUUAAUGACCGAGAGAUGCCCACCGGAUCUGCUUUCAUGGCCGGUUCAAAGGCCACUCCUUGCUUGAGAUCACCUCCACCAGAUUUACUUGGCCGGUGUAACUGCACCAAACCAGACGUCCUUCUUUACUCCGUAUCAGCACUCCGGAUUGACCUGCAAAGCCCCGAGAUGGAUCUCGGGGUAGACAUUCUGAUGCUUAAUUAUUUCGGGAUCGGGAAAUUAAGCCCAGCAAGGUAUUCAGGAUCUGUUGUGAGGAUGUCCAUCGUAACUGCUAUGCAGUCGUCCGAGCAGGGAGUUCUAGAUGUAACUCUUCAUUCCGGUUGUAAAGGAAUUACUGUCGUAUGUCCGAGGUGCGGCACCUCGGACCUGCCCUUACAGUCGGUUUGGAGAAAAUCAGAGUGGGUGGAUUGGAUUGAUCGUCUGGAACCUGACUUUGGCCAAAUUUGGAGAGAUGUGGGUUUGUUUGAGUUUAUACAACUCACCAAAUGCAGAUGCAACAUGGACAAGCCGGUCUUGGGUUCGGCUCUAUUAUUUUGGUCUGGCUCUUUCAACUGAUUUCAUUUUCCCUGUGGAACCAUGUCUGUGAGCCUUUUUGAUGUUAGCUCGCUAACCGGAUUGCCCUGUACUGGAGAAGAAAUUCCAGCAUUGUUAACCUUGCCUCCAGGUGUUGAGUACAAUGUGGAAUUGAAACCCUCUUAUCCAGCCUCUGUGAGGUCUGCCUAUGAUAAAAGUAAGCCUGUUAG